Molecule: messenger RNA, 1299 nt
Organism: Toxoplasma gondii ME49
Lineage: Eukaryota; Apicomplexa; Conoidasida; Eucoccidiorida; Sarcocystidae
Exons: 2
Coding region: 266-883 (205 amino acids)
Source: RefSeq, a predicted model, not a curated record
UUUUAAUCCUGCGUAGCCCACUGUGGACAGGGAAGUAGCCAGACAUGGAGGGCCGAGCACGCAUCCAUGCUCUCACAUGUGUGCCUGCUGACUGUGGCUUGAUCCCAAAGAUUUCAGAACGACCCCUGCUCAUAGCAUUUUGUCAACUGCAUUUGACCGGCGAGUGGAUCGCAACACUACAGUACUCAACUCGUUUUCAUGUUUCCAGUUGUCCACCGCCAGCUGCUUUAGCUGGAAUCAAAAGAGAAAGUCCGAAGACCAUGGCAUGUUUCUGUUGAUAACAUCCUACAGUAUCUCCUUCGUCAGAGCAAUAGCACACCUUCUUAGUGCUCUUUGCAGCUACCACAUCCAGCAGACGGAAUAUGCUUUUGUAAAGAUGCGCCUCGUCACAUGGAAGAAGACGGCCACGAACGAGAUAUGCUGGCUCAACAAAAGUAUAAGGUGGCUCACAAAGAAAACAUCCCGCCAACAUCGACCCUGUGCAGGUGGAACCGACGUUACGCACCUGACGGUUGACCGGGACGGGCAAGUUCGUGAUAACCUAGGCCAACCAGUGCCGUGCCUCGAUAACGAGAGCUCCCUUUUCUAUAACGAUUCGCGAGUAGCAUCAAACGACAAGCUGAUGAACUGUUUGUACUUCCACUCUGAAUCGUCGAAAGGGAAGAAAGAAGACGUCCGAUAUUCAGGCCCGCCACCCCUGGUCGGCGCUCCACCCAUUGCCUUGGACGGCCUCCACGUAAAAUGUAGAGCUCCUGCUAAGAAGGCCGCUGAAGCAAAUCCCACGGCUUCUGUAGAAGACCCGGAUUUACAGACGUGCGCCUCUCCGAAACAGAAACGUGACUCCAACAACGUCUCAAGACAAACGACUGCUUCUAGCGCUUGAUGAGCUCCAUCGUCAAACAUAGGACAGCAACAUAGGUCUUCGAGACGACGGUGUCUGCUGCGUUCCAUAACGACGUUGGAGAUGUUGCGUCUCAUGUAUCUGAUGUCUGUGGUUCCUCAGCCAUCAAACUGUGACAUCUGCUCACCUCGGUGCGGAACUAAUCACAGAUACUGCAGGCAGUACCCAACAGGAGGGGGAGCAGCACCGGUGCUGAGCCCCAACAAUCUUCGUACGAGUUUCCUCGGUCGAGUCUCUCUGAAACAAGCUACAUUCUCGUGCCCGUCGUUGCAGUGCAUAACCAUGACAUCACCGGUGUGUUUGCUCAUAACUAUCUUUUCUCGUGACGGUGCCUUCUGUCAGAAACGCAUGGACCUUUCUGCCAGAGUAAGAGGACACGCGGUGUCGGCCGUUGAGAG